Molecule: messenger RNA, 402 nt
Organism: Plasmopara halstedii
Lineage: Eukaryota; Oomycota; Peronosporomycetes; Peronosporales; Peronosporaceae
Exons: 1
Coding region: 1-402 (133 amino acids)
Source: RefSeq, a predicted model, not a curated record
AUGCCGGUGAAAAUAACGCCGCGACGGUGGCGGUGGCGGCGGAUACGAUGUUCUGUCUGUGGUGGAGAAGCCACGCAUGACACAUCGAGAGAGCUUCGUCGUGUGCAAAAAAAUCGAUUGCGUCGACUGGCGCUUUACUUUGGAAACGAUAGGGGGAUUGUUAGGCCAAAGAUUGAGAAGACCAUAUGUCAAGAGACUGGGUGGAUGGGAGGGCUGCACCGCGGGGGUUCGGAUGAAGGUGAAAGAAAUGGGCGGGUUCUACCCUGCGCAAAAGAAUUGUUCUUAUCAGCUUUCACAAACGCCGUAUUUGCGUUGUCGUUGCUCAAAGUGUCGGUCUCCAUCGCGCACGCAAAGCGCCAAGCAAGUAGAGCCGCGGAAGGACGAAUUAGUAUCUACUCUUAG